Molecule: messenger RNA, 6183 nt
Organism: Apus apus (common swift)
Lineage: Eukaryota; Metazoa; Chordata; Aves; Apodiformes; Apodidae
Gene: SEMA3A
Product: semaphorin 3A
Exons: 17
Coding region: 81-2399 (772 amino acids)
Biological process (GO): positive regulation of neuron migration; negative regulation of axon extension involved in axon guidance; semaphorin-plexin signaling pathway
Molecular function (GO): semaphorin receptor binding; neuropilin binding; chemorepellent activity
Source: RefSeq, a predicted model, not a curated record
UGAAGUUCCCCGGCGGCGCCCGGCAGGACGGGGAGCGCCGCGGCUCCGGCUCGCAGGGACCCUACAGUGGCUGCUGCAGCAUGGGCUGGCUCAGGGGGAUUGCCUUGCUUUCCUUGGGAGUAUUACUAGCAGGAAGAGUGAACUGUCAGCAUGUGAAGAAUAAUGUGCCAAGGCUCAAAUUAUCCUAUAAAGAAAUGUUGGAAUCCAACAAUAUAAUAAAUUUCAAUGGACUAGCUAAUAGCUCCAGUUACCAUACCUUCCUCUUGGAUGAAGAACGGAGUCGGCUGUACGUUGGAGCAAAGGAUCAUAUAUUUUCUUUCAACCUGGUUAACAUCAAGGAAUAUCAAAAGAUUGUUUGGCCUGUAUCUCAUUCCCGAAGGGAUGAGUGCAAGUGGGCUGGAAAAGAUAUUCUGAGAGAAUGUGCUAAUUUCAUCAAGGUGCUUAAGGCUUACAACCAAACCCACUUGUAUGCCUGCGGAACAGGGGCUUUUCAUCCAGUCUGCACCUAUAUUGAAGUUGGAAGCCAUCCUGAGGACAACAUUUUUAGAAUGGAAGAUUCCCAUUUUGAAAAUGGCCGAGGGAAAAGCCCUUAUGAUCCUAAACUGCUGACAGCUUCUCUUUUAGUAGAUGGAGAGCUGUACUCUGGCACAGCAGCAGACUUCAUGGGCAGGGACUUUGCCAUUUUCCGAACUCUGGGGCAUCAUCAUCCAAUCAGGACAGAGCAGCAUGACUCUCGGUGGCUAAAUGAUCCUAGAUUUAUUAGUGCUCACCUGAUACCAGAGAGCGACAAUCCAGAAGAUGACAAAAUCUAUUUCUUCUUCCGUGAAAAUGCAAUUGAUGGAGAGCACACUGGAAAAGCCACUCAUGCCAGAAUAGGGCAGAUCUGCAAGAAUGACUUUGGUGGCCACAGGAGCCUUGUUAACAAAUGGACAACUUUCCUCAAAGCACGUCUGAUUUGUUCUGUGCCAGGACCCAAUGGCAUUGACACACACUUUGAUGAACUACAGGAUGUGUUUUUAAUGAACUCAAAAGACCCUAAAAAUCCAAUAGUCUAUGGAGUGUUUACAACUUCCAGUAACAUCUUCAAGGGGUCAGCAGUGUGCAUGUACAGCAUGACUGAUGUGAGGAGGGUAUUUCUUGGUCCCUAUGCCCACCGAGAUGGCCCAAACUACCAGUGGGUUCCCUUCCAAGGGCGAGUGCCAUAUCCACGGCCAGGAACUUGUCCCAGUAAAACAUUUGGAGGCUUUGAUUCCACCAAGGAUCUUCCUGAUGAAGUUAUAACAUUUGCAAGAAGUCAUCCAGCCAUGUACAACCCAGUAUUCCCCAUCAACAACCGUCCUAUCAUGAUCAAAACAGAUGUGGAUUACCAGUUCACACAAAUAGUAGUAGAUCGAGUAGAUGCAGAGGAUGGCCAAUAUGAUGUGAUGUUCAUUGGCACAGACAUUGGAACAGUUCUUAAAGUGGUUUCAAUUCCUAAGGAGACUUGGCAUGAAUUAGAGGAAGUCUUGCUGGAAGAAAUGACAGUCUUUCGGGAACCCACUGUUAUUUCAGCAAUGAAGAUUUCCACAAAACAGCAACAGCUCUACAUUGGCUCAGCCACUGGAGUUUCACAGCUUCCUUUACACCGCUGUGAUGUGUAUGGAAAAGCAUGUGCUGAGUGUUGCCUUGCGAGAGACCCUUACUGUGCCUGGGAUGGUUCAUCUUGCUCACGUUACUUCCCCACUGCUAAGAGACGUACUAGACGACAAGACAUCCGAAAUGGAGACCCACUUACCCACUGCUCAGACCUGCAGCAUCAUGAUAACCCAAGUGGUCAAACCCUGGAGGAAAAGAUUAUCUAUGGAGUAGAGAAUAGCAGCACUUUUCUUGAGUGCAGUCCAAAAUCUCAGCGUGCUGUAGUCUACUGGCAAUUCCAGAAGCAAAACGAUGACCGCAAAGAAGAGAUAAAAGUGGAUGAUCGCAUAAUCCGUACAGAGCAGGGCCUGUUACUACGAAGUCUUCAACGGAGGGACUCUGGUAUUUACUACUGCCAUGCUGUGGAGCAUGGCUUCAUGCAAACUUUGCUCAAAGUGACCCUGGAAGUAAUCGAUACUGACCACCUGGAAGAGCUGCUCCAUAAAGAAGAGGAUGGUGAUGCCUCCAAGACCAAGGAUGCUACCAACAGCAUGACCCCCAGUCAAAAGAUCUGGUAUAGAGACUUCAUGCAGUUAAUCAAUCACCCCAAUCUCAACACAAUGGAUGAGUUCUGUGAGCAGGUUUGGAAAAGAGACCGCAAACAACGCCGGCAAAGGCCUGCCAAUGCGCAGGUGAAUACAAAUAAGUGGAAGCACCUACAAGAGAAUAAAAAAGGUAGGAACAGGAGGACCCAUGAAUUUGAGAGGGCACCACGGAGUGUCUGAGCUACAUUACCUCUAGGAACCUCAUCCAAGUAGAAACUUGUAUAGACAGAUAACUGGAAAAAAAUGCAAUAUUCAUGAACUUUUUCAUGGCAUUAUGUGGAUGUUUACAAGAGUGGAAAGUUCAAACUAUUUCCACCAGGUUUAAAUAAAAUCAAUUUCUAACUUUCCCAGUAAGUCCUUCCUCUCUGCUCUAAGACCAGAAAGACCAGAGCUUCAAGGAUGAGAACUCACCUGGACCUGGCUUACUGCUCAAAAAGUUCUGCAAGUGUUCAGCAGGCAAGUUUUGCUUAUUCUUUUGCCUGAGAUAUGAACAAAAUGUGGUAUUUCAUGCUGUCAUCUUAAAGAAAAGAAAAACAAAACCCACCUUUCAUCAUCAGCACUACCAUUUCUAGACUUAUAUAUAAAACUGCAUGAACUCAUUAAGCUGAUGAACAUCUAAACACAUGAUUGGACAGAAGGAUUUUGUUCUUGUUUUGUCUACCAGUUCUCCUGUUUGUAUGUACUAGAAGAGGAAAAACAAUACUGAAUGAGAUUGUUUGUGGAAAUCUGAACAACAUAAGCCAUCCAUCAUCUGGAAGAACAAAAAAUGUGGAGUACACUGGCCUACUACUGAUGACUUCUUUCAGCUUUGUUCUAAAGAUGUAUUUUAUUAAAGCUAUAAUUUAAAUGUACCAUGAAAAAUAUGCAGCAAACAUUAGCUCUUUUCUAAAAUAGAUUAGACUUUUUGUCUUAGAAAUAUUGUACUUUCUAAUAAUUGGUUUAGAGUAAAACACAACUUUCAAUUAUGAGCUGCUUUACUCUUUUGUUUGGAAAAUCUUUCAAGGGAGCUAGUCACACUGCAGUUAACCUCCUCCCCUCUCAAUAAUCUGUAAGACAUGUAGCUUCAAAACAAUUUUAAAACUAAGCUAUUUUAACGUGAAAGUUGCUGUAUAGCAUGGAAGUUUUCUGCAUUCUUUUUUUUUCUAAGUAUGGUAUUUUAAAUGAUUCAACUUGUAUAAUACCUUGUUAUAGAUUGAACCAAUGAGGAGGAGAGCAUUGAUUUUCAGUUGUAUAUUUUUUUUAAUUAAAAAAGGAAAUAGCAUUAAAAUACCCUCUACUAAUUACACUCUUGCUUUCUUGGUUCGUAAAUAUUUGUGAAUGCUAAUAUUUAAACACUGUGGCUCAUAGACUGUCAUAUAUCCAUGAGCAAAGCUCACAUUCAGUUUGAGGAGUUUUAUUCCCAGCUUAGUGGUAGAAAUAUGUCCACACUACUGAUUGUCAGAGCUCCAUUCUUUCUGUGGGCCAGAUCACCCAAAUGCAAAGAACCAGCACCAGGCCACAUAAAUAGUAACCUCAAAGCCAGGUCUCUUUUCAAGAUGUAAGGGACAGUUUUAUCUGUGGCCGAGGUCUGCUGUAGUAGUUAAUUGGUGAAGUUCAGCUUAAGACUAGUUUAUAGUAACAAAUAAUUUGAUCCUGCACUUCUGUCUUAUUCUAUAUGUAGGAGAGCAACAGGGUAAAACAGACAAUGUACUUGCACCAUAAGUGUCAGUUUAGGGUUAUAAGUAGUGGAUGUAUUCACCUCAGCACAGAUGUGCCUUUGGUCCCCAGUUCUAUGGUGUCCAGUUCUUUUAAGAUCAUCUUUCUCCAGCCUCCCAUAUUUUAUCUUGGUAGAGUCCGUAAGUGACAUUACUUCAAGUAAUGUCAUUGUGGGGAAAAUUACUAGAGCAAAGUCCUUACUUUGCUAAAGGAGCUUUUAUAUAAAAGUGUGUCUGUACUGAUGACUAAUCUGUUUUGUUGUUAUUCACUCAAUUAUUUAAUUUAUCAAUCACUACACUAUCAGCCUUAUCAGAUACAAUAUAACACAACUGCUGUGACAGCUUCUCUCACAAUACACCCCAGUCUCCUUGCCAUUCAGUAAUUCAAGUAUCCUUCUGAUUAGUGAAGCCUUGGCUUCUUGCCUCCAUAGCAAUUGGAUUUUCACUAAUGGCCCAGUCACUUUAGUUCACUUUGAAUCUUUUGCAGAGGAUGAACUUGCAUGAUUUUUUUUGUCAUUUCAUCCCAUAGCAAAAAAUAAUUGAAUAUUAAUUAAUUUGGUUCUAAGGCAACUUUAAGCCUCUCAUGUUUAACUUGACUCCUGUGAAAUUCAAUAUGCCAUUAAAUUCCCAUGCUUUCAUGAGGUGCUGAAUUAAAACAUGAGUUCAACUAUGUGCUUUCCUGUACAGAAGUAUUACUUUUUCAGGUCAGCUUAUGAAAAAUUGCUGAGCAUCUUUGCCAGCUUAAUUUUAAAACUAUAAUCACAAAACACUCAUUAGCAUUUAGUGUGGGGCUAUUGUGUGCCAUCAAGUCAUUAGAAUCUUGUUACAAAAAGAAACAGUUUUUAAAUGAACCUCAGAGAAUUCAGUGGGAAAAAAUAGAGGGUGAUUUCAACAGACCCUAAAUGACUUUGUUUCCUCUUUUUACAUUAAUGGAAUUGUUAUCUAACUUUUUUUCUCUACCAUGUUCACUGUACCUAGUUCUAUAGAAACUUGCUGAAAAAAAUCAAAGGAAAAAACAGUAUAUUUCACCACCCCUGAAGAAGAAACAGAAUGAAUUAAGUCAGGAUUCUGAGAUUUGUUUUUCUAUACAGAAAAGGAUAAUCUGCAAGAACAAAAUUACUGAAAUUCCAAUAUUUUUACCAGAAUCUGGCAGUCUAGUUGGACAAUUGAUAUGAUCAGAUCUUACAAACUUCACUGCAAUCCUGAAUGACAUGAGCAGUCUUGUUUGUGUCCUUAUAUUUGCUUAUAUAUAUAACAGGGCAGAAGAUCAAACCAGCAGUGAAAUUCUUUUUAGUUUCAGGUUCACAUUAUGGUCAAGUUAAAACAGCAUUUAAUACUGCUGUGAAUUGAACAUUUUUCAAAGAACAUAGGCCUUAAUGAAUUCAUGUGCAGAAGGAUGCCCUGCAGCUUCAGUACAAUUCAUACUGCUAUUUUUGUCACUGUUCAAAGCAACAUAAUGUUUGAAGAUAAAGGUAAAAAUGGUAUUUCUGAAAAUCAUCAAUAAAGCCUUCUAAACCUCUAGUUACAGACUUUAGAAAACGUAAGUAAAAAGUUGUGUUUAAGCUGGAAAGAAAUAUGUAACCAGGAAGAUCCAUUUUUAUUUGGUUUAAGAUACUCGAUUGCAAGGAACAAAAAUGCAUUGAAUCUUAUUCUUACUCAUCUACACUUUGCACUUGCAUGGAUCACUGAAGAUGGGAAUUUGUUCAAUGGCUCCUAAAAACUUAUGUUAUGUUAAUCUAUGACAUCAAACUGAGAAAAUGUGCAUCUUUGCCGAACAGAGUUAAAUCUUCAUGACCCAAUAAAGUCACUAUGUAAAAAAAAAAUUAAAUUAAAUGCAUGUGAAUGCGCAUUUACUGAUCCUUUUUAUGUAUUAUUUAGUGAAUAUCAAUGGUAUGUGUUUAAUAGUUCAGUUUUUGCUACCUUCACAUUAGCCAAAAGAGGUGUAAAUAUUUUUGGACUAGAUAAGGAGGUACAGUGUAAAGUACUGUUAUCUAGAGGUACUCCAUUUCGGUGUGUUCAGCAUAAUACUAAAAUGCAAGAUUUUGCCACACAGGUGAUAAGGUGGUUUAUUUGCUAUAUCAGUGCCAAAGUUAUGUGCUUAUUCUUUAAGCACAUUCCUCACUGGGUAGUGAAUAUUCUGCUUCUUUAUUUAUCACUUUGGUUCAGAUGGGAACUAGAAAACUGGAGAGAAAAAAAUGUAAUGAAACUGCUGCUGUAAAUUAUUUCUUUUAGCAUGUACUCAGUUGUUAAAUAAACAUUUCUUCCAAAUA